Messenger RNA from Stegodyphus dumicola, 1988 nucleotides. RefSeq names its product E3 ubiquitin-protein ligase Sce (gene Sce). Gene Ontology annotation, cellular component: ubiquitin ligase complex; PcG protein complex. Lineage: Eukaryota; Metazoa; Arthropoda; Arachnida; Araneae; Eresidae. The record is from RefSeq and is a predicted model, not a curated record. Gene Ontology annotation, molecular function: chromatin binding; ubiquitin protein ligase activity.
AGUGACUCCUUAAGAAGCUAAAUACGAGAACUGCUCAAAUAGCCGAUAUUUUGUUUCAUCAUGUCUUGUUCGGAUUCCCAGUCGUCUAAUAAAACAUGGGAAUUAAGUCUAUACGAAUUACACAGGACUCCGCAAGAGGUAAUUACCGAUAAUACUGAAAUAGCAGUAUCUCCCAGAAGUUUACACAGUGAAUUAAUGUGUCCUAUCUGUCUAGAUAUGUUAAAAAAUACUAUGACUACAAAAGAAUGCUUACACCGGUUUUGUCAAGAAUGCAUCAUCACUGCUUUACGCAGUGGAAAUAAAGAAUGUCCAACGUGUCGUAAGAAACUUAUUUCUAAAAGAUCUUUGCGUCCAGAUCCUAAUUUUGACAUGCUGAUAUCGAAAAUUUACCCCAGUCGUGAUGAGUAUGAAGCUCUUCAAGAACGAGUUCUAGCGUCCUUAAAUAAAAAGCAUAACCAUGCAUUAGCUCAUAGUAUCGAAGAAGGAAUGAGGAUUCAAGCACUUAAUAGAGCUCAGAGAGUUAGAAAGAAUGCUCCUGAGGAAACAAAUGACAAUAAUAACAACAGCAAUGCUAGUACAACAAAUACCAGUGCCAUUGUCAAUAACAGUGCUGCAAGUGUAAACGAAAAUAGUAAUAGUAUGACUGCCCCCCUUACCACAUCUACGCCGGUACCAACACCUCGCCAGACUCCUACGCCUGGUAGUUCAAGUGAUGCAAAUUCGUCUCAGCCUCGUAAGAGACUAAAAACAUUGUCAGAAAAUGAAUCUGUAGGGUCAGGUAUUGAACAAGAUAAUGAAAAUGAUUUAGCUGAAGAAAGCACGGAGGGUACAAAUCAAGAAGUAGAGACUGAGAGUACAUCUGAAACAUCUGUAAAUGAAAUUGAACUUGUAUUUAAACCCUAUCCUCAUGACAGGGAUGAUAGUGAGCCAUCAUAUGCUCAAGUUCGUUAUAUUAAAACUACAGCCAAUGCUACAGUGGACCAUUUAUCAAAAUAUUUGGCCAUGAGGUUUGCAUUGGACAAGCAAGAUGAACUAGGCUCUGAAGCUCCAUCUGAAAUCUCACCAUUUUCAAUUUACAUUGCAGUCACUCCUGGACAAUUUUCACUUCUUGAUGGCAAUGUUACUCUUGACCAAGUAAAUGAAAAAUUUUGGAAAGUAAACAAGCCACUUGAAAUGUUUUAUGCUUUCAAGAAGACCUGAGUAUGAUCUGCCAGUUUUCAAAACAUUCUUGUAUACAGAUACUUCUUUUAUUUUAUUUUCAUAAAAAAGAAGUGCAGUUUAACAGAAAAUGUUUGUAUUAGAAUGCAUCUGUUUAAACUUCUACUUCCUUUUGUUAGAGAUUUGAUUAACAUAUUUUUUAAGUUUAAAUGAAGGUAUUUUUAAUUAUUAUUUAACUUAAACAGAAAUUUUAGAUUCUUUUGAAUACUUAAUGUUUUAGUGUUUAAUUUAGAGUUGAAAUGAUAUGAAGUAUCAAACUUCUAAAUUUCAGUAUGUGCUAGCAAAAGUACAAAUGUUUUUAUAAACUUCAUUUUCUACCAGUAAAGUAUAACUGAAAUACUGAAUUGUAGAAUUAAGAAAAUAAUGGUAUGCAUCAACUUUCUGAGAUUAGUAGCAUAAAGUGGUUAACAUGUCAAGUAAUAUUUUAUGUUAUUUAUUGAUACAUACAUUAAGCAUGAUGUGGCGAUUAAUUCAUUUAAUCAUGAGUUUAAUUAGAAAAAUAAUUUUUAAAUAUAUACAGUUGACCCUUGAACAGUACAAGAGUUGAAAAUGGUGAUACUCCCUUCCAAUACUCAAAAUUUGUCUCUCAAACUUUGAUCUCCUGUUUGCAAUAUGAUUUAUUAGUCUAUUUACAUUAAUAUUACCUUAUAUGAAACCAAAAUACUGUAGAUUUUAUACAUAUUAUUAGUCCUAAACAUGAAAACUUAAGUUUCUGUCACAGAUUUUUGUGUACGUUGUUAGUACUAAACAAUAAAAUAGAUUAGUGCCUA